Arxiozyma heterogenica is the source of this 1182-nucleotide messenger RNA. It is a transcript of the gene MNN9, whose product is annotated as mannosyltransferase complex subunit MNN9. Gene Ontology annotation, molecular function: alpha-1,6-mannosyltransferase activity. The record is from RefSeq and is a predicted model, not a curated record. The transcript has a single exon. Gene Ontology annotation, biological process: protein N-linked glycosylation; cell wall mannoprotein biosynthetic process. Gene Ontology annotation, cellular component: mannan polymerase complex. Bases 1 to 1182 code for a protein of 393 amino acids. NCBI's taxonomy places the organism in Eukaryota, Fungi, Ascomycota, Saccharomycetes, Saccharomycetales, Saccharomycetaceae.
AUGAUUUCUUGGUCUCUGGUGAAAUAUCGCUUAAAAAAGCAUCCAAUAUGGGCUUUAUUGUUACCAUUUGUGUUUUUUACUUCGUUUUUCUUUAUAAUAUCCAAAAGAUAUGAUAAUAUUUUAGGCAUAAAUGUAGAUAGUAUCAUAAAUCAAAAAUGGGCUAAUGAGAUUGAAAAUACAUGGUAUUUUUCAUUUACCAGAAAAUAUAGAAUGCCAAGAUAUGUCUAUAAAGAACAAAGAGAUUGGUUAUUUAGUGAUCAUGUAGAAGAUAUUAUUCCAGAGAGUCAUAUUGCUCAUUUUGAUUUGAAUAAACUUCAUUCUACAGCAAAUGCAGCAAUUAAUAAGGAGCAUGUAUUAAUUUUGACACCGAUGCAAACUUUCCAUGAAAAAUACUGGGAGAAUCUUUUACAAUUAUCAUAUCCACGUGAACUAAUUGAAUUAGGGUUUAUUAUACCAAGGUCCCCUAGUGGUGAUGUAGCUUUGAAAAAAUUGGAAGCUGCAGUCAAAAAGAUUCAAGCAAGCAAGAAAAAUGACAGAUUUUCAAAAAUCACUAUAUUGAGACAAGAAUCUUUAAGUUUUGAAAAAUUGGAGGAAAAAGAAAGACAUGCAUUAGCUGUUCAAAAACAAAGACGAUCUGUUAUGGCAACCGCUAGGAAUGAAUUGUUAUUCUCUACCUUGAGUCCGUACACUUCAUGGGUUUUAUGGUUAGAUGCAGAUAUUGUGGAAACACCUGUCAAUUUAAUUCAAGAUAUGACAGCGCAUAAUAGACCUGUUCUUGCAGCUAAUGUUUAUCAAAGGUAUUACAAUGUAGAAGAGAAGAAGAAUGAUAUUAGACCAUACGACUUUAAUAAUUGGCAAGAAAGUGCAACAGGUCUUGAAAUAGCUUCAAAAAUGAGUGAUGAUGAAAUUAUUGUGGAGGGGUAUGCAGAAAUUGCCACUUACAGACCUUUGAUGGCACAUUUCUAUGAUCCGCAUAACCCUGUCAAUGAGGAAAUGCUUCUUGAUGGAGUUGGUGGUGGUUGUACUUUAGUGAAAGCAGAGGUCCAUAGAGAUGGUGCUAUGUUCCCAAAUUUCCCAUUUUACAAUUUAAUUGAGACUGAAGGUUUUGCUAAGAUGGCUAAGAGAUUAAAUUAUGAAGUAUAUGGCUUACCAAACUAUUUAGUUUAUCAUAUUGAAGAAUAG